AUGACGGUGACCAGCAACGAUAAGGAUGCUCAGCUCCCGGCUGAGUUUGACCUUCGAAGUGACAUAGUGACGGCGCCUACGCAAGCCAUGCUGAAUGCCGUCUUGAACUGUACUUACCGAGACGAUGUGUAUCGUGAGGAUGCGACGACCGAGAACUUCCAGGCAGAGAUCGCCAGGCUCACAGGCCACGAAGACGCCAUCUUCAUGCUUUCGGGCACCAUGAGCAAUCAGCUGGGCUUGAGGGCUCUUUUGAACCAGCCGCCUUAUUCAGUCCUCUGUGACUCCCGUGGACACAUCAUCCAUUACGAAGCUAGCGGACUGGCCAAUUUGACGGGCGCCGGCAUUCAGCCAGUGGAAGCUAAGAACAAGAAAUCUCUGACGUUAGAGGAUAUCAUGGAAAAGGCUGUCUUAGAUGACUGGGUGCAACACAGCCCUACUAAGGUAAUUGCCCUAGAAAAUACCUUGAACGGCCUGGUAUUUCCGUUGGAAGAAAUCCGGCGAAUUUCAGCCUUCGCUCGAGAGCAUGACAUCAAGAUGUUUCUCGACGGCGCUCGGCUCUGGGAUGCGGUUGUGGCUCGGGGAGGCACCCUUCUUGAAUAUGCCCAAGAAUUCGACGCGGUCAACCUAUGCUUCUCAAAGGGGCUGGGUGCCCCGUUGGGAAGUGUUCUUGUUGGGAGCAAGCAAACCAUCGCGCGAGCAAGGAAGGUCCGACAGAGUAUCGGCGGAGGCAUGCACCAAGCAGGGAUCAUCACAAGUAUGGCUCGCGUGGCUUUUCAAGAUACAUUUGGCGGCACCGUCGACGGCCAAGGGUCAUUGCUUGCUCGGGGCCAUCAUAACGCCAAACGCAUUGCCGACUUAUGGGUCAAGCUCGGAGGAAAGUUGCAUGGGCCCACAGAGACUUGCAUGGUGUUUGUGAACAUCACAGACGUCGGGUUGUCGAGACCAGAGCUCGAGCGGAUGGCUUUGGAGCAUGGACUCAUCAUCAAGAAUGAGCGUUUGGUGUUUCAUUAUCAGAUCUCCGACGAAGCUGUGCGACGAAUUGAAGCAUUGUUUGGAGCCAUAUUUCAGCGACAUAGAACGAAUGGAACGAAUGGAAAAAUGUGA
This is a messenger RNA of Exophiala mesophila, 1104 nucleotides long. RefSeq lists its product as uncharacterized. The coding region runs from base 1 to 1104 and encodes 367 amino acids. Gene Ontology annotation, biological process: L-threonine catabolic process; glycine biosynthetic process. Gene Ontology annotation, molecular function: L-allo-threonine aldolase activity. Gene Ontology annotation, cellular component: cytosol. The transcript has 3 exons. The record is from RefSeq and is a predicted model, not a curated record. Lineage: Eukaryota; Fungi; Ascomycota; Eurotiomycetes; Chaetothyriales; Herpotrichiellaceae.